This is a messenger RNA of Colletotrichum spaethianum, 1017 nucleotides long. RefSeq lists its product as uncharacterized. Gene Ontology annotation, molecular function: catalytic activity. Lineage: Eukaryota; Fungi; Ascomycota; Sordariomycetes; Glomerellales; Glomerellaceae. The record is from RefSeq and is a predicted model, not a curated record. Bases 1 to 1017 code for a protein of 338 amino acids. Gene Ontology annotation, biological process: nucleoside metabolic process. The transcript has a single exon.
AUGUCUGACCCCGAAUUUUAUACAAUUGGGUGGAUAUGUGCUCUUGUCACCGAAUAUGUGGCAGCGCAGGUCUUUCUAGACGAAAAGCACGACCCUCCCGAGUCUGUUUCCGCCCAUGACAACAACGAGUACACCCUUGGUCGUAUGGGCAGACACAAUGUCGUCAUUGCUGUUCUGCCUGAUGGCGAAUACGGCCUUUCACCGGCAACUGCGGUUGCACGGGAUAUGCUGCACUCCUUCAAAAAUGUUCGAGUUGGCCUGAUGGUCGGCAUCGGCGGCGGCGCUCCAACGACCGAUUUCGACCGUGAUAUUCGGCUAGGAGAUAUUGUAGUCAGCUCCCCCUCCGACGGUCGCGGGGGUGUUCUCCAGUAUGACUUCGGCAAGACAAUACAAAAUCAGGAGUUUCAGACAACAGGCUUCUUGAAUCAGCCACCUGAAGUUCUCCGAGCGGCUGUGAAUGGUUUAAAGGCCGAAUUCGAGCAGGAAGGAAACAACUUUGAAAGAGUCAUCAACAAGGUCCUGGAAAACAAACCGAGACUACGUCUAAAAUAUGGACGGCCACCUUCUGAGACGGACAGACUCUUUCGUAGCGAUGUGGUCUAUGACCCCAAUUGUCGGGCUGAAGACAUCAAGCCAGAAAUGCUGGUACCCCCAAGAAACGAGCGCACCGAAUUGGACGAUGAUCCGGCAGUCUUUUAUGGACUCAUAGCAUCAGCAAACCGCUUAAUGAAGGAUGCAGUUGUUCGAGACAAACUCGCAAGAGAGGAAGGGGUGCUCUGCUUCGAGAUGGAGGCUGCUGGACUCAUGAACCACUUUCCAUGCUUGGUAAUCAGGGGCAUAUGCGAUUACUCCGAUUCUCACAAGAACAAGGAUUGGCAAGGUUACGCAGCCAUGACAGCAGCCGCUUAUGCAAAGGCUGUGGUAUGUCGUCUCCAGCAGAAUAGACUGGAGAACCAGAAAACAAUAGCAGAGGCCAUUGUUAUUAGUAAGUGGGGCUCAGAGGUUGCAGCAGUUUGA